Messenger RNA from Hippocampus zosterae (dwarf seahorse), 3749 nucleotides. It is a transcript of the gene rps6ka1, whose product is annotated as ribosomal protein S6 kinase a, polypeptide 1. Gene Ontology annotation, molecular function: ribosomal protein S6 kinase activity; ATP binding; magnesium ion binding. The record is from RefSeq and is a predicted model, not a curated record. Lineage: Eukaryota; Metazoa; Chordata; Actinopteri; Syngnathiformes; Syngnathidae. Gene Ontology annotation, biological process: intracellular signal transduction; protein phosphorylation; positive regulation of DNA-templated transcription. The transcript is spliced from 21 exons. Bases 600 to 2816 code for a protein of 738 amino acids.
GGUACCAGCCAAGUCUCGACCAAGUUUGAAAAGACGUUUAAAAACGUCUUUGGGAGUGAAUGAGUUAAAAACGACAAUGUUUAGUGAUUCACCAAGAUAACGGCAUCCCAAAAAGUAGCGUGGGGUUUCCAUAUGUUCAUAUCUUCUGUAGAAUCGAUAACCUAUCGGUUAUUCCAUCUAAUACUCAGGUCACCUGAGGUCGAUUUUUUUUUUUCCAAGACAGGAUGAGUGUGAAUAGAUAAUUCGGAGAGGGAAACGCUUGGCCUGAGAUAAGAGCGUUUCCGUCACGUGGUCUGAUUCGGCUCUUCUUCCUGCCUUGUAACUUAAAAGCAGUCGAGUGUUUUGACCUGAUGACUGCGCAUUGGAUAUAAUAGAUGUCUUUUCUUCAAAUAUGUGACUGUCACUCAUACAAUCAUUUUUUAUUUCUCUGAGUGUUUCGGUUGUGUGUGCCUUCAUGUGGGUGCACGAGUGUGAGAAUAAAGGCAGUCUCUUCCUUCCUGUUUUGCCGACUCAUGAUUUGUCUUCAAACCUCUGCUCAGCCAGUCAGAGGAGCACAAGACAAGAGUCAGAAAGAUCCUUAGAGUGUCACGACUUGGGACAUGGGCCCCGGGGCCCGAUUUCAACUGAGUCGCUUUCUCCCCUUCUACCUGUCGAAAAAAAACAAAGGCUUGGCGGCGGCUGCAGAUGCUUUGCCUCCACUGAAACGCUCAACACCGGACGAUGGCGAAAUCAAGGAAAUCAACAUCACCCAUGUGGUCAAAGAGGGUUCGGAAAAAGCAGACGCGUCUCACUUUGAACUGCUCAAAGUGUUGGGUCAGGGUUCCUUUGGGAAGGUGUUCCUGGUGCGCAAGGUGACUCCUCCUGAUGACAACCAGCUCUACGCAAUGAAGGUCCUCAAGAAAGCCACGCUCAAAGUGAGAGAUCGUGUGAGGACCAAAAUGGAGCGAAACAUCCUGGCUGAUGUCAACCACCCGUUCAUUGUCAAACUGCACUACGCUUUUCAGACUGAAGGCAAACUCUACUUGAUCCUGGACUUCCUCCGAGGAGGCGAUCUCUUCACUCGACUGUCCAAAGAGGUGAUGUUCACAGAGGAGGAUGUCAAGUUUUAUCUUGCAGAGCUGGCGCUGGGCCUCGACCACCUCCACAGCUUGGGCAUCAUGUACAGAGACCUGAAGCCUGAAAACAUUCUCUUGGAUGAGGAAGGUCACAUCAAACUCACGGAUUUUGGUCUGUGCAAAGAGGGCAUUGACCACCACGAGAAGGCUUACUCCUUUUGUGGCACUGUGGAGUACAUGGCACCUGAGGUGGUCAACAGGGUAGGACACACCCACAGCGCCGACUGGUGGUCAUUCGGAGUACUGAUGUUUGAAAUGUUGACGGGGUCGCUGCCCUUUCAUGGGAAAGACCGCAAAGAAACAAUGAGCAUGAUUCUCAAGGCACGUCUGGGAAUGCCUCAGUUCCUCAGCGCAGAGGCGCAGUCUCUGCUCAGAGCUCUGUUCAAGAGGAACCCCGCCAACAGGCUGGGAUCGGGUCCAGAUGGAGCAGAGGAGAUAAAACGUCACGGAUGGUUUUCCAACAUUGACUGGAAUAAACUGUUCCGCAGAGAAGUAAAACCCCCUUUCAAACCGGCGGUGGCGCGUCCCGAUGACACGUUCUACUUUGACUCUGAGUUCACCUCCCGCACCCCGAAAGACUCUCCCGGCGUGCCGCCAAGUGCCGGCGCUCACCAGCUGUUCCGAGGCUUCAGCUUUAUCGCAUCGAGUCUGUUGGAGGAAGAAGGGUCAGCUGAGCCUGUGCAACCACCACCACACCCGGUGGUCCAGCAGCUACAUGGCAAGAACUUGUUGUUCAGCGAUGGCUACGUGCUGAAAGAGGACAUCGGCAUGGGCUCCUUCUCCGUGUGUAAGCGAUGUAUCCACAAGGCCACCAACACGGAAUACGCCGUCAAGAUGAUUGACAAGACCAGCACAGACCCCUCUGAGGAAAUCGAGAUCCUGCUUCGAUACGGACAGCACCCCAAUAUCAUCACGCUGAAGGAUGUGUACGACACUGGCAAGCAGGUGUUCCUGGUGACGGAGCUGAUGCGCGGAGGAGAGCUGCUCGAUCGGAUCCUCAAGCAGAAGUCCUUCUCGGAGAGGGAGGCCAGUGCUGUGUUGCACACCAUCACCAAGACUGUGGAAUACCUGCACUCGCAGGGGGUGGUGCACAGAGACCUGAAGCCCAGCAACAUACUCUAUGUGGACGAGUCGGGGAACCCGGAAUCGAUUCGGAUCUGCGACUUUGGCUUCGCCAAGCAGCUGCGUGCCAACAAUGGUUUACUCAUGACCCCGUGCUACACCGCCAACUUUGUGGCGCCUGAGGUGUUGAAGCGUCAAGGCUAUGAUGAGGGCUGUGAUAUCUGGAGUUUGGGAGUCUUGCUGUACACCAUGCUGGCCGGUUUUACUCCAUUCGCCAACGGACCCGAGGACACUCCCAAUGAGAUCCUGAACAGGAUAGGCAACGGUCACUUUAGUUUGUCCGGAGGCAACUGGGACACGGUGUCAGACGCGGCUAAGGACCUGGUGUCCAAGAUGCUCCACGUGGACCCACAUCAGAGACUUAUCGCCAAGCAGGUCCUCAGGCACCCGUGGAUCGUCCAGAGAGACAAACUCCCCAAUAGUCAACUCCCCCACCAGGACCCCAAACUGGUCAAGGGCGCCAUGGCAGCCACGUACUCAGCCCUGAAGAACUCGCAACCCACCCCCGAGCUCAAGCCCAUCGAGAGCUCCUUCCUGGCCCAGCGGCGCGUAAAGAAACUUCCAUCCACCUCUCUGUAGACACUGCGCGCAACACCAUCUUGGGAAAAAGAAUAGCCACCCACCCAACCAACCAGCUCGCUCGGGAGGGCACUACCAGCCAAGGAACACUGACUGUGACCCUGAAAAUCCCCCCCUGAGAAAACACCAUCUUGUGAUGGCGAGCCGAUCGCUAUUGUCGUGGACCAGCCAAAGAUGGAUGGGGGGGGGGGUGUUUGUAAUCUGUUUGUGUGUGUGUGUGUAUGUGUGUGUGCGCGUGCGUGCGUGCGUGUGUGUGUGUGUGUGUGUGCGCACGCUUGUGUUACUGCAUGACCACCAUGCCACAUGAGCUCGCUCAGUCAUCACUGAACAUUGUUCAAUGUGCUGCAUGUUUGUCUGCUUGUUUCGUGUGUGUGUGUGUGUGUGUGUGUGUGCGUGUGCGCACAUAACGAUGAGCUUUACAUUAGCAGUUUUGUGCUGCUAACUCAGUUUGUGCCAGCAGCACAGUGGCCGCAGUACUGUCCAAAAUGCAUUUUUUUUUUUGUUUAGUUUUUUUUUUUGGGGGGGGGGUUAAUAAUGUGAAUUAAAAAAAGAUAUAUUAAAAUACUAAUUUCUGCCAUAAAUGCCUCUUUUGGCUUUGGUACAGCCUGAACAUGGGAAUUCUGGGGGAAAUGUCCAACUUUGUUCAUGUCAAUCUUGUUUCUUUUACAGUGUCAGUUGCAUGAUUUGCAGUGUGUGGCAUUUCUUUUUGUGUUUUAUUUGACGACACAUCUUGUACACUGGUGGCUUUUCUGUGAAAGAGACUCGGCAUGUUCAAACCUUUAUAUUGGCUUUGUGUUUCUAUUUUUUUUCUCCCCUGUUUGCAUUUUGAAUGCUGUUUCCCAUGCUUGGCUGCUUUUGAUGUUGAUUUUUGUCCGAGGAAAGCGCAUCGUUUGAAAAUAUUGCAAGACAUGAAGGUGUUUAAAAAAAAGAAAA